AUGAACCUGAUCACAACCAUCCUAACCAUCACCAGCAUUCUUUCUAUAGUCCUCCUCAUCGUCUCAUUUUGACUGCCACAGAUAAACCCGGACUCAGAAAAACUGUCCCCGUACGAAUGUGGCUUUGAUCCACUCGGGUCCGCCCGACUACCUUUUUCCCUACGAUUCUUCUUAGUCGCUAUUCUUUUCCUCCUCUUCGACCUAGAAAUUGCCCUUCUUCUACCCCUGCCAUGAGGAGACCAACUCCUAUCCCCCACAGAAACCUUUUUCUGAGCCACCACAAUUCUCACCCUACUUACUCUAGGUCUAGCAUACGAAUGAACACAGGGCGGCUUAGAGUGAGCUGAAU
Messenger RNA from Megalops cyprinoides (Indo-Pacific tarpon), 349 nucleotides. The record is from the annotation of a RefSeq genome assembly. NCBI's taxonomy places the organism in Eukaryota, Metazoa, Chordata, Actinopteri, Elopiformes, Megalopidae.